GUUAACGUCCAGCUUAAAUAAAAACAUUGAAUAUGCUUCUUUAUAGAGAUAUUAUUAGUGGUGACGAACUUAUAUCAGAUGCGUACAAUUUAAAGGAGGUUGAUGAUGUAGUAUAUGAGGUUGAUUGCGCUAUGGUUCAAAUUAAACAAGGAGAAGUUGAUAUUGGUGCCAAUCCAUCUGCUGAAGGAGAUGAGGAAGUAGCAGAAGAUGGUGUUGAAAUUGUGAAUAAUGUUGUUUAUUCUUUUCGUUUAGUUUCUACAACAUAUACAAAAAAAGAUUAUCAAGUUUAUAUUAAAUCAUAUUUGAAAAAGCUCAAACAGUAUUUGCAAGAGAAUCGACCAGAUCGUGUUGAAGUAUUUGAGAAGGGAGUGACGACAUUUAUUAAAAAAGUUUUGGCUAAUUUUUCCGAUUAUGAUUUUUUUAUAGGAGAAAGUAUGGAUGUAGAUGGAAUGGUAGUGUUGUUGAAUUAUCGUGAAGAUGGAAUAACACCAUAUAUGACAUUUUUUAAAGAUGGUCUUAAAGAAGAAAAGCUUUAAGCAUAUUAAAUAGAAAAGAAGCAAUAUGUAUGUAAAAUAUUAGAAAAUAUGUAAAGUAUAUUUUUUUAUUUAAAAAUGAGA
This is a messenger RNA of Pneumocystis murina B123, 617 nucleotides long. RefSeq lists its product as hypothetical. Gene Ontology annotation, molecular function: calcium ion binding. The record is from RefSeq and is a predicted model, not a curated record. The transcript has 5 exons. NCBI's taxonomy places the organism in Eukaryota, Fungi, Ascomycota, Pneumocystomycetes, Pneumocystales, Pneumocystaceae. Bases 33 to 536 code for a protein of 167 amino acids. Gene Ontology annotation, cellular component: cytoplasm.